AUGGAGCUUGAACGUCUUGUCGUGGACGUUAGCAAGCAUCGAUUUGUUAAGGCUCAAAUCGAUCAUCGCAGUGGUUGCAUCCGCUUUGGCGCUGCAGACGUAACUUUGGCUGGAGGUGUUGAUUUAGAAGAGGCAGAUGGCUUCACGGGUGAUGAUACGCAACUAGGUGUCGAAGGUAUACGCACACAUUUGGAGCUCAUGUAUAAUAAACUUCGCUCAACUGUAGAGUUACUUGAUGGAGACAAGCGCACCGAAGCUCUUAUCGCACGAGUUAAACAUCACGCAAUCAACUAUGAGCGUACAAAGAACAGCAAGCAGGAGACUGAUCGCAUCCUGGAACGUCGCCGAAAGAUUGAAUAUUAUAAAGAGACGUCAGAGCGUGUGAAGGCUGAACGCUCACAGCAAGCCGCUGCUGAGGCAGCAAAACGUGAAGAAGCCAAACGUGCCGAAGAAAUGAAACGCCUUGAGCAGGAAAAUAUUGAAAGUGAACGAAGAAGAAGAUUGGCCGAACAGGAAGAGGUGCAAAGAAAAAUUAAGCAGGAUCAGCUGCGCAGAAUGCAAAACACGGCAAUUUACCAAGCGAUUGUUCGCGAAAAGGGAGAACAAGUUUUCAAAGACAUGGAUCCCGAAGCUGUGCUUAGAGAACAGCGACAACGUUUGGAUAAGGAACGAAUGGAAACACAACGUCGUCUUCAGCAACAGGAUAAGACAUUUGACCAUUAUAUUCGAGCACUUCACCUUGAAGAGAUGCUAGAAAGGUGA
Molecule: messenger RNA, 762 nt
Organism: Strongylus vulgaris
Lineage: Eukaryota; Metazoa; Nematoda; Chromadorea; Rhabditida; Strongylidae
Source: the annotation of a GenBank genome assembly